This is a messenger RNA of Aspergillus bombycis, 912 nucleotides long. RefSeq names its product period circadian protein. The transcript has 3 exons. The coding region runs from base 1 to 912 and encodes 303 amino acids. NCBI's taxonomy places the organism in Eukaryota, Fungi, Ascomycota, Eurotiomycetes, Eurotiales, Aspergillaceae. The record is from RefSeq and is a predicted model, not a curated record.
AUGUCUGGAAUGUUGCACAAAGUUAAGGAGGCUGUUACUGGCCAUCACGACUCGACCUCCAACACCACCCAUACCAGCACCGGCACCACCGAGAACUACAAAUCCUCCAACCACGGCCCUCACAGCUCCAACAUCGCCAACAAGCUUGACCCUCGUGUCGAUAGCGACCGUGACAACCGUGCUGGUCAUCACACUACUACAACUACUGGCCCCGGUGGCACGGCUACCACCCACUCCAGCACCCAUGGUCCUCAGCAAGCUCCCGUUGGCGCUGCUGGCGGCGUAGAUGCUCCAUUCGGCACAACUGGACAUACUGGUUCCCACUCUACCAAUGCUGGCCCCCACAGCUCCAACAUCGCCAAUAAAGUUGAUCCCCGCGUCGACUCCGACAGAGACAACCGCGCUCGUCACGAAGCUCUGGGCGGUGCUCAUGGCCCUCAUUCGUCCAACAUGGCCAACAAGGUCGACCCCCUUGUUGACAGUGACCGAGACAACCGCGCCGCCGGUCUUGGAGCUACUGGCACCAUGGGUACUCCUGGUGCCUACACCUCUGGAGCCAACCACGGUUACGGCACUGGCACUGGCACUGGCACUGGCGCUGGUAUUGGCACUGGCACUGGUAUUGGCACUGGCACUGGUAUUGGCACUGGCACCGGCCUUGGCCACCAUGGUACUACUACCUCCACCGCUGGUCCUCACAGUUCCAACCUCGCCAACAAGGCCGAUCCCCGUGUUGAUUCCGACAUGGACAACCGUGCCCGCCACCAGGGUCUUGCCAGCAGCAGCUACAACACCCCUGGCGGUAGCGCCACUGCGGGGCCCCAUAGUUCCAACCUUGCCAACAAGCUUGACCCUCGCGUCGACUCCGACUUGGAUAACCGCCACAACGUUGGUACCCAGCGCCAUAUCUAA